This is a messenger RNA of Nilaparvata lugens (brown planthopper), 1653 nucleotides long. Its product is annotated as phenoloxidase-activating factor 2. Gene Ontology annotation, biological process: proteolysis. NCBI's taxonomy places the organism in Eukaryota, Metazoa, Arthropoda, Insecta, Hemiptera, Delphacidae. The transcript is spliced from 6 exons. The record is from RefSeq and is a predicted model, not a curated record. Bases 203 to 1606 code for a protein of 467 amino acids. Gene Ontology annotation, molecular function: serine-type endopeptidase activity.
AAAUCAAGUCAGUGUUUGGUGGAGAUUGUCGACAGUAUCAUCUCUCUGCUGCCAUUGUGCGGGUAAUUCACUCAAAUAAGUGGCAUCGCUUCUCGAAACGACGGCUUGUUCUUGUAAAAUAAAAGUCUUGUUCUUGCGUAGGUUAUUCUUGUAAAAGAACAGGUCCUCCGCAGAAUAGAUUUUAGCAACAUUGUGUUUUUGGAUGACAGUAGGUGUUGUUACCUCCCAGAAGACUGGACUUCCUUGUGUGCCCAAUCUGAGUUCAGAUAGCAUGACGUUGUCUCGAUCAUUGAUGAUUCUAGUCAUUGUGGGGAUGAUGUCAUCAUUCUGCCACAUGGAGACAAUUGAUGACGACACAGUGGUUGUCAAUGCCAUUGAUAAUAAUGAUCUGCCAGAGAAUGACAAUGCUGGUGCUGGAAUCGAACCGGUGACAGCAAAUAAUCCUCGGAUCACCGAUGUGCUGACCAACAGUCAAGGUCAUUCGUGCGUGUGUGUGCCUUUCUAUCGGUGCAGUGUCAACAAUACCCUAAUCACUGACGGUGCCGGCAUCAUCGAUAUAAGAUCGAAACCUGAAAGCCUGUGCCCACACUACAUGGAUGUCUGCUGUGAGAAUAAUCCAACAGACGGCCGGAAUCCUGCGGAGGAUAGAGUCGAACCAGUUUCUACAACUGAUCCGCCGUUAGUGAAUGAACACUCUACAACCAAUCCGCCUUUAGUGAAUGAACAUUCUACUACAUCUAAUCUGCCGUUUGUGAAUGAACAGAAAGAGGGAUGUGGCUGGAGACACACGGGUGGUGUCCGCUUCAGGAUCACGGGAAACGUCAACAACGAAGCGCAAUUUGGCGAGUUCCCCUGGAUGCUCGCGCUGCUCGUCAACAAUCGCAUCGACGAGAAUACCACACUCAAACUGUUCGCGUGCGGCGCGUCGCUCAUACAUCCGCAGGUCGUUCUGACUGCCGCGCAUUGCAUCAAGGGUCGCAACACCAACGAUCUGAUGAUAAGAGCUGGAGAGUGGGACACUCAAACGAAGAACGAAAUUCUGCCCCAUGUCGACGUGAAUGUGGGUGAAAGCAUAGUGCACGAGAACUACUAUGCCGGAGGUCUGCACAACGAUAUAGCACUGCUCGUCCUUCAACGGCCUCUCCAGUUGUCCGAAUACAUAAAUACAGUUUGCCUUCCACCCCGCAACACAGUGCCCAACAUUGCUACAUGCACUGCUACAGGCUGGGGCAAGGAUGAGUAUGGCAAAGAGGGGAAGUACCAAGUAAUAAUGAAGAAAAUAGACCUUCCGAUUGUUCCAAGACAUGUAUGCGAGACAAAAUUGAGGCAGACAAGGCUGGGACAAUUUUUCAGACUGCAUGAUAGUUUUGUUUGUGCCGGCGGAGAGCUGGGACGUGAUACUUGUAAGGGCGACGGAGGAGGUCCAUUGGUUUGUCCAAUAGCAGGCACUCAGGAGCGUUACUACCAGACCGGAAUCAUAGCCUGGGGCAUAGAAUGUGGAACCGCCACACCUGGCGUUUAUGUCAACACCGCCCUAUUCAGAAACUGGAUAGACCAGAAGAUGCGACUCUUCAACUUUGACACAUCUUACUACAAUUAUCAGUGAAUGCUUUCAACCAAUGAUUUGAAUUAUUUAAUAGUUGAUGGCAUGGA